AUGGCCUCUCCUCCAUACAACCACAACUACACCUCCGCCAUCUCCCCUCCCUAUCCAUCCAACGCGCAACUUCCCCAGCCCCCGAAACGACGGCAAUCGGAUAUGCCUUCCUCAGCACCAGCCCAAAAACGGCGCAAAGCCUCCAUGCUCUCCACCACUUCCGCAGCCUCCACCCACCCUCUUCGCCAGACCUCAUUCCCUCCCGAAAAUGCCUCCCACACCACACCCGCAUUCUCGCGCUCCCCUACCUCAGACACAAUGUCCUUGGUCUCUGGUAGCGGAGCGAAGAAGAAGCGCGCGCGCAAGCCUAAAAAAGGCGAGAAUGAUAAAUCUUCUGUGGUUGGGGGUGAGGGAAAGAGGAAGCGCAGAGCGAGUACGGCGGAGGAAGAGGAGGAUGAUGGGGGUGGGAACAUGGAUGUCCAGAUGGCGGCUGGGACGCUGGAGGAGAGAAAGAAGGAGAUGGAGCACAGGGCUCUCCUUACCAGUAAUCUUGACGCGCAGCAGUUCUCGCGGUUUGAGGCAUGGAGGUCAAGUAAAUUGCCAGAUGCGAUUGUUAGGAGGAUUAUCAACCAGACCCUUUCUCAGUCUGCGCCUACGAAUGUUAUUCUUGCCGUCAAGUCCGCGGCCAAAGUUUAUGCAGGCGAAAUGAUCGAAGGCGCGAGGAAGGUGCAAACACAGUGGCUGGAGAGCUCGGGGGAAGAUCAAACGACUGGUCGUCCAGGUCCACCAGCAGAAGAUGGCAAGCCGAGAGAAAACGAGACAAGAAGAGGACCGCUUUUGCCGGAUCACUUACGCGAAGCUCUGAGGAGGCACAACCUCACGAGGGAUGGCGGUUUGGUGGGUCAGUUGGGUUUAUGGCAGCAUCAGCAAUCUAGUGGAGUGGAGAGAUUUGGCACCAAGGUUGGCGGAAAGAGGCUGUUCAAGUGA
Molecule: messenger RNA, 927 nt
Organism: Lachnellula hyalina
Lineage: Eukaryota; Fungi; Ascomycota; Leotiomycetes; Helotiales; Lachnaceae
Gene: taf11
Product: Transcription initiation factor TFIID subunit
Exons: 2
Coding region: 1-927 (308 amino acids)
Biological process (GO): transcription initiation at RNA polymerase II promoter; RNA polymerase II preinitiation complex assembly
Cellular component (GO): transcription factor TFIID complex; nucleus
Molecular function (GO): transcription coactivator activity; protein heterodimerization activity
Source: RefSeq, a predicted model, not a curated record